ACUAUAUCCACUGAACUCAUCGAACUCUUCAAUCUCAAUCCACCAAACAACAAACAUGUCUGACACCGGCCGCAAGGAUUUCACUACCAAGGCCCAGGAGAAGCUUACUCCUGAUGCCACCAAGUCCACUCAAGACAAGGUCAAGGAGACAGUUACCGAUACAACCGACCGUUUCACCCGCGGUGCUCAGUCCGAUGAAGACAAGGGCGCAGCUCAAAAGUUCUUCGACAAGGGCCAGCGCGCUCAUGACAAUGAGGCCCACGGUGGUGCCACCGAGACGAUUGGCGACAAGGUCAAGAACGCCGUUGGCCUUGGCGGUGAUAAAUAGAGCGUGAUCACCUGUCAGGUGUUACUAUGAUUAUUGGUUUUCGAUUCAUGAAUGUGUUAAUGAGUUUGAUGAUACCAUACCUUAGGUAGUCUCUGCCAGUACAUUAGGCCUAAUGUCAUAUAUUGAAGCUAUCAAUUGAUUGUCCAUAAUUGUGCAUCUUCCAC
Aspergillus versicolor CBS 583.65 is the source of this 492-nucleotide messenger RNA. Its product is annotated as heat shock 9/12 family protein. The transcript is spliced from 3 exons. Bases 56 to 328 code for a protein of 90 amino acids. NCBI's taxonomy places the organism in Eukaryota, Fungi, Ascomycota, Eurotiomycetes, Eurotiales, Aspergillaceae. The record is from RefSeq and is a predicted model, not a curated record.